Messenger RNA from Diorhabda sublineata, 2059 nucleotides. Its product is annotated as serine/threonine-protein kinase RIO3-like. Gene Ontology annotation, biological process: maturation of SSU-rRNA; protein phosphorylation. The record is from RefSeq and is a predicted model, not a curated record. Lineage: Eukaryota; Metazoa; Arthropoda; Insecta; Coleoptera; Chrysomelidae. The transcript has 6 exons. Bases 150 to 1772 code for a protein of 540 amino acids. Gene Ontology annotation, cellular component: cytosol; preribosome, small subunit precursor. Gene Ontology annotation, molecular function: protein serine/threonine kinase activity; ATP binding.
GAAGUAAAAAAUUUCUCAGUAUACCUGUCAAAACGACCUUUCGUAUUAUUGCACAACAUUACUAAAACUCGUACUAAUUAUAAUUAAAGCAGCUUGCAUUAAGGCUUUGUCUACAGUUAAACCUAAGUUACUUAAAAAAAUAAAACAAUAUGUCUUGUCCCUGGGCAAAAAUUGAGAAACCAGAACCAAUAAAUUUAGAAGAAAUUAUGUCAGAAGAAGUUGCACGAGAACUUCAAGCUAAAGAAGAAAAAAAGUUUAAAUCCCAAAUUGAGGGUAAGGGAAAUUUUAUAAUCACCAAAGAAUCUGAAGAUUUACCUCUUAAUGAUUUGAGUCUUACUUCAAAUGGUACUGAGAACGAUGAGAUGAUUGCAAGGACACUGCAAAUGCAAUGGGAUAAGGAAUACGAUGAACAUUUGAAAAGAACGGAAGAAAAGUUCAAUGGUGCUUCUAAAGUUUCAAUAUCGUUCGAAAAUUAUCGCAGGUGUCCUCUUGUGGAUUGUUCAAGUGAUUCUGAGAAAGAAGAAAUCGUAGAUAUAAGAGAUAGAAAAGAUUGGGAUAGAUUUGAUGCUGUAAAAAGAGAAUUUGAUUCAAUACCACAAUGCGGUUAUAAAAUAAAAUCAGAUGGGAAAAUGGUAACCAAACACGACGGCGUGAUGAGUGGAAGGAAAAAUGCUUGCAAACUAUUAUCAUUUCCACCAGAAUUCCAAACAGGAGACGGAGAAAACUUUGAUUUGAAGUUAUCAAACAAAGUUUUCAAUAGUUUAAAAAUGCACUCUAAACAUGAACAAGCUAGACGACGCAAAUUCCACGACAAAAAAGAGGAUCAAGCCACUGCUACAUUUGGUUUUGAUCAACCUACUCGUCUCAUACUUCUUAAAAUGAUUAACAAUCAACUUUUGAGUGAAAUUAAUGGGGUCAUUAGUAUAGGUAAAGAAGCAGUUAUUCUACACGCCAACUUCGAUCCUCUCUUUCCGUUUGAUUCAAAAGAUUGUGUGAUCAAAGUUUUCAAAACCACUCUUUGCGAAUACAAACAACGUGAUCAGUAUAUAAGUAAUGAUCACAGGUUUAAAGAUAGGAUAGGUAAACAAACUGCUAAAAAGACAGUCCACAUUUGGGCUGAAAAAGAAAUGGCAAAUUUGAUGAGAUUAGAAAAAGCGGGAAUUCCAUGUCCUAGAGUAGUUAAGCUGAAGAAACAUGUAUUGGUUAUGUCUUUUAUUGGGGAAAACGGUCGAGCUGCACCAAAAUUGAAAGACACCUUAAUGCAACCUGCUGAUUACAUUAUUGCCUAUGAUCAGGUGGUUCAAGGAAUGAAAAAGUUGUUUGACGAAGCAAAUUUAGUACAUGGUGAUUUAUCAGAAUAUAACAUCCUAUGGCAUGAAGAUCAGUGUUAUUUUAUCGAUGUUAGCCAAGCUGUGGAACAGUGUGAUGAAAGUGCUUUCAGUUUACUCCAUAGAGACUGUAGAAAUGUUACUAAUUUUUUCACGAAAAAAGGUGUACCAGAGGUACUAUCACCCGAAGACCUAUUCAAAUCUAUAAGUGGUUGUGAUUUCAGCGAACAAAUUGCUCUGUCUAAAAUGAAAGAAUCGUUUAAAGUGAAACCUCACCUAUUGGAUAAACCUGGAAUUGAAUUCAAAUACAAUUUUGACACUGCCUGGGAACAAUCACAACUUGGAGUUAUCCCUCCAGUCCAUUCCGUUACGCAAGAACUUGAUUUGAACGUUAACAAAGUGAUACAGGAAGAUACAAUUUUAGUUGAAUCGCCCAAAGCAUAAUUUUUUGGAAUGAAAACUUGAAUCGGUACUAAUAUAUAUACAGGAACAGGAUCAAAAUUUAUAAAUCUUUUUUUAACUAGUAAUUUUUGUUAUAAAAGGAAUUAAAGGUGCAGAAUGAAGUUUUUUUUUCAAUUAUUUCUUUCAAAGUAAUAAUUUUACAAUUUGCUGUUUAUCUUUUCAAGUGACUGACUUGUUGAAAUAUUUUUGUGAUGUUUUUAUCCUUUAUUUAUUAAUUGUAAAUAAAAUAAACGUAUUUCAAAUGGGUUUAAUAAAUAUUUUUAUCAAUA